Messenger RNA from Oncorhynchus tshawytscha (Chinook salmon), 2551 nucleotides. RefSeq names its product BCL2 family apoptosis regulator BOK a (gene boka). Lineage: Eukaryota; Metazoa; Chordata; Actinopteri; Salmoniformes; Salmonidae. The record is from RefSeq and is a predicted model, not a curated record. The transcript has 6 exons. The coding region runs from base 575 to 1216 and encodes 213 amino acids. Gene Ontology annotation, cellular component: mitochondrial outer membrane. Gene Ontology annotation, molecular function: protein homodimerization activity; protein heterodimerization activity. Gene Ontology annotation, biological process: regulation of apoptotic process; intrinsic apoptotic signaling pathway in response to DNA damage; extrinsic apoptotic signaling pathway in absence of ligand.
AGGCUGCAGUUCUUCCAGGGAGAUUCGGCUGAACUGUUGCUCUACAAUAAUUACAGGGCAUGUCUUGGCAUGGUGAACUAAGGCAUGGGUAAUGACUUUUCAGAAGGAUAUCAUUUGAGGAACCAGGGUUGGAGUUUGUAUAAGGAAACUUUGCUCGAGUGUGGGGGCGCGCUUCUCAGCUACCAACCCUGGCUGUGCCAAACGGUAUAAAUCAAUGGUCAAGAAAGCGUUUGGAGUAUCGGUAAGGAACUGACGCCAUGAAGACUUCACAGCAGUUUUUUUUUUUAAAACAGAGAAUGAACUGUUUUGAUAUAUGCCUAAUGACCAAGUGGUAGAUGUGGAUAUCCUGUAGCCUAUAAUCCCGACGGCGCAGACCGUGCGCCUGUAGACUACAGGACUGGAAUCGAAAGGCAGAUUCUCUUCGAAACGCCCUCAGUCCGAGGGAGGAGAUUAGAGAAGUAUCAUUCUGGUGACAAAGAGGACCAUACACGGCGACCGAGGUUGAAGAUUGAGGUGGAUCAGAGCCAGCGCCAGGCGGGUUGUUUGUGAUUAACUGCUGCUUGGGGACUGGGGUAUGGAGAUGUUGCGUCGCUCCUCAGUAUUCGCGGCUGAAGUGAUGGAAGUAUUUGACCGCUCCCCCACAGACAAGGAGUUGGUGUCACAGGCGAAGGCUCUAUGCAGGGACUACAUCCAUUCCAGGCUGAACCGAACCGGGAUAGGGUGGUCCAAACCCGAGCAUCAGCUGUCAGCAUCUGGUGGGAUGCUUGGAGAGGUAUCCUCUGUCCUCAUGUGGUUAGGUGAUGAGUUGGAGUACCUGCGACCCAACAUCUACCGUAACGUAGCUCGUCAGCUGAACAUCACCGUUGCGUCUGAGAGCGUGGUGUCUGAUGCCUUCCUGGCUGUGGCUGCAGAGAUCUUCUCCACCGGUAUAACGUGGGGGAAGGUGGUGUCCCUGUAUGCGGUAGCCGGUGCCCUGGCGGUGGACUGCGUGAGGCAUGGUCACCCAGCAAUGGUCCACACCAUCGUAGACUGCAUGGGGGAGUUUGUCCGCAAGAGCUUGGUCUCCUGGUUGAAGAGGAGAGGAGGAUGGGCUGAUAUCACAAAGUGCGUGGUGAACACCGACCCCAGCUUUCGCUCCCAUUGGUUGAUGUCUGCUGCCUGCGCCUGUGGACAUUACCUGAAGGCCAUGGUGUUUUACCUGCUCCGGGACAAGUGACAACGGAGGAGGAAGGUCACAGACACACGACAAUCAGUCUGCCCUAUAUGAACACAGCCAACCCCUAUCCAUCAGUGGAGUACAGGACAAGCAAGCCCGGUCCCAGAUCAUUUUGUGCUCUUGACAACUCCAGUGAUGUCAUUGUCAAGCCAAACCAUGGGGGGGGCAGCCAGCCAGCCAGCCUCCCUCCCCUUCCUCUCGCCCUCUGUCCCUCUGUCUGCGCUGCAGCCAUCACUGCUUUAGCGUCUAGAUAUGUUGUUGUUUACACCUGCAGAAGUUUGCUCCAACACUGCCACAGGCGAGCACCUUGGGACUUCACAAACGCACUGGCCUGGAGCAUCAAUGUGAAUUAGCCUUGUCUGCUUCGAACACACUUUAGGGUAUUUAUUAUUUAGCUUGACGGCAAUAUUUUGUGACGUGCGGUACAGAUCCUCCAGCUGGAUUGUGAGGUAGUAGUCUAGUCAUAGAUCUAUAGAAUGCCACCCAUCAACCAUUGACUUGAAUGUGAAUGUCCUUUCUACUCAUUCUAUUUCUGUAUUUGUUUUUCUUCAGUUACAUCCGAGAGUCACAUUCCUUGCUUUAAUUUUUUUUUUAAAUAAAAUGUAUUUAACUAGGCAAGUCAGCUUAAGGACAUUUUCUUAUUUACAGUGACUGCCUACCCCGGACAACACUGGGCCAAGUGUGCACCGCCCUAUAGGACUUCCAAUCACGGCCGGUUGUGAUACAGCCUGGAUUUGAACAAGGGUGUCUGUAGUGACGCCUCUUGCACUGAGAUGCUGUGCCACCCAGGAGCUUUAUGCUUGCAUUACUCAAUGGCAAAUAUUCUAUUCAAAGCUAUGGAAGAUUUCUAUACAUUUUGAGUUUCUGUUCUACACCUGUUCGAGCAAAGGGGAUAUGGGCCCAGACAGUGUGCCUGUAAAUAAACCAGUAUUUUCAUCCAGGGGUCAUACACUCCCUGGUGGCUGAAAAUAAGAAUGACCAGAACCCCUUUUUUCAUGUUGAUUUGAAAAGGAACAUUAGUGAAAUUAUUCGGAAUUCCUCAGUUUGGAUGGAAAUAUCGUUUAGAUUCUAAGGUUUUGUCUGCAUGAUCCACGUAGUUGAUGAGUGUGUGAAUUUACACAAUCUGGGUGAAUAAGUGUGUGUGUGUGACUUUUUGUAAAAUAUUGUGUAAUUAUGGAUCACUCUUAUCACCUGAAACUUGAAUCCCAUUCAGACAUUUUGUCUGUUUUCUACAAAGGUAUUUGUAUUCUGUGAAUAACCACACAGUAGCUUACAAACACUGUAUUUGGCAUGCAGCACUGAGUGUCUUCAGAAAUAAAAUGUUUUACAUUUCAA